GUGUUUGAGACUGGAGUGAGGGGGAGGUAAUCAAGAUGGAGGCCGCCUGACUGGAGCUGCAGUUUACAGGACAGCGAGCCUCUUGCUAUCAAAACGAUAACACCGAAGACGAGUCCGAGAAAUACAGAGUAAAGCCCAGUGCGCCAAACCCGUGGACGGCAGGUACGGGACAGGGACCCUGGCUGAAAUGUCGCAGCUGCAGUGGAACUGACGGCAGGCUGUUUUGUGUAUAAUCCCACGAUUUUGGCUCAGGAGAAAGAGAGGGGGUCUUUCCCCAUUACAAAUCUUCCCGAAGCAAUACCACAAUACCAAAGAAGUCUGUUAAUGCACCUGUAGACCAAAUCUGAAAGUGUUUAAACCCUUUCAUUGACCCCCCAGGGCCUGGUGCUUGAAUUAUAAGAGACUGCACGUGGCGCUGAUAGCACUGCAGAUUAAUUUGACUGUGGAGCCGUGAUUUUAGUAUUGUAUAAUUUGUAACCUCAACCAAAUAAUAAAAAAAAAAAACACACUGGAGGGAUUGAAGGCCACUACUGAAAAAAAAAAAAAAAAAUACAGGACUUAAGUUAAAUGACAAAAUAGUAUUAAUGUAAAUGCCAAGGUCUGUCUGAACUGAGCUCCUGCUGAGAAGGCCAUCUGUUGAUCCCCUGUCAAGUGUUAUAUAUUGUAUUAUACAGUAGGGGGUCAUUCUAACACCACAAAGACACAACUGAUUGCAACAGUGCACCAAGGAUCUGGGUUGGAGAUCGGUACUGUUGGCAGAACCAACUGGGACGACUACCAGAGAGUAAAAGAGGGAUAUUUCCUCUGAGAGAAUUCUGUGUGCAGAACUGGAACCAGUAGGGCACUAGCUGGACCUAGGGUGAAAAUGGACCUGGAUGAACCCCAGCAGCUGGACUACCUGACUGACAAUGAGCUGAUGGGGAUGGACACUUUCAUCCACCGCAUUGACUCCACGGAGGUCAUCUACCAGCCGCGGCGCAAGCGGGCCAAGCUGAUCGGGAAGUACCUGAUGGGGGACCUGCUCGGGGAGGGCUCCUACGGCAAAGUGAAGGAGAUGCUGGACUCGGAUACCCUCUGCAGGAGGGCCGUCAAGAUCCUGAAGAAGAAGAAGCUGAGGAGGAUUCCCAACGGGGAAGCCAACGUCAAAAAAGAAAUCCAGCUGCUACGGAGGCUGAGGCACAAAAAUGUGAUUCAGUUGGUCGACGUGCUGUACAACGAAGAGAAGCAGAAAAUGUAUAUGGUUAUGGAGUAUUGCGUAUGUGGAAUGCAGGAAAUGUUAGACAGUGUUCCUGAAAAAUGCUUUCCAGUAUUUCAGACUCACGGGUACUUCUGCCAGCUAAUCGAUGGUUUAGAAUAUUUGCACAGCCAGGGAAUAGUCCACAAAGACAUUAAACCAGGGAAUCUCCUGCUGACAACAGACGGCACUCUGAAGAUCUCUGAUCUAGGAGUGGCUGAGGCGUUGCAUCCAUUUGCAGAGGACGACACGUGUAGGACAAGUCAAGGGUCACCAGCGUUCCAGCCCCCUGAAAUAGCCAACGGCUUGGACACGUUUUCGGGGUUCAAAGUGGACAUUUGGUCUGCUGGUGUCACGCUAUAUAACAUUACAACCGGCCUGUAUCCGUUCGAAGGGGACAACAUCUAUAAGCUAUUUGAAAACAUUGGCAAGGGAGACUACAGCAUUCCUGAGGACUGUGGGCCCCUGCUGUCAGACCUACUGAGAGGCAUGCUUGAAUAUGACCCAGCAAAGAGGUUCUCAAUACAACACAUAAGACAACACAAUUGGGUCCGUAAGAAACACCCCCCAUCUGAAGCCCCAGUCCCCAUCCCCCCGAGCCCCGAGACGAAGGAUGAGUGGCGGAGCAUGACAGUGGUGCCUUACCUGGAGGAUCUGCACGGAUACAACGAGGAGGAGGAGGAUGAGGAAGAGCUGUUUGACGUGGAGGACGACAUCCUCUACACUCAGGACUUCACAGUACCAGUGAAGGGCCUCUCUCCUCGUGGACAGCUGUCUGCUCUUCCUCUUGCUCCUCCAACUCCUCGCCCGGCCGAGCUCCCCUCCCUCUCCCUCAGACAGUCCCUCCAGAGAAGGCUGCUUCCCAGGGCCCUGCAGCAGAGACAGGUGCCUGAAGAGGAGAUUGAGCAGAAUGGGCAGAGCCACGGCCAGGUUGUCCCGAAGCCUGUGUGUGUGAACGGCACAGAGGCGGUGCAGUUAAACAGCAAAUCAAAACAGGAGCGGCGGACGAGCUCCACCUCCUCCAACCCCUCCCGCAAGGGGGUGUCCACCACCAGCAAGAUCCGCAAGCUGUCCACCUGCAAGCAGCAGUGAGGUGCUGGAGACUGACGCACUGUACCGGUUUUUUUGUAACUUCUCUUGGGGAUUUAUUAAAGAGACAUCGGGAGAGAGCUGCGCUGCCUGUGAUUUUAUUUUUUAUUUUCAUGGAUUCAUUGGAAGAACUGUUACAAAAUGGACACCCAGGAAUGUACGGAUAAGUGAGAGAAUUUAAAAAGACAGCAGGAGAGAAGAACGGAAAGACGGGACCCAUCUAUCUAAUUUGCCAACUGAUGCCAACGUUAAAUUAUUUUUUAUUCCCCUUUUUUUUUUUUGGGGGGGGGGGGGGGGGGGGGGUUGUCCAACCAGGAGACCCAAAAAGGACAACAACUGGCACAGCCCUGUUACUGUGUGGACGUGUAGAACUCUGUGCAAAGCCAUUUAGAAGCACUUUAUGGUUUUAGACUACUUUUUUAUUUAUAUUUUUUUUCAUUUUUUUUUUGCAGUAUAACAGUAUACACAUUUCUGAUGUGUAAAUAAUAUUAAUAAUGAUGAUGAUAAUAAAUAAUAAAAAAAAAAAAAAACCUGCAUGUUGUAAAGGGCUUGGAGAAAGGGAAUGAAAUAUUUAUAUAAAAAAAGAAGGAUGUUCUUCACCCUGUCCAUCCUGGGAUAUUGUUUCUCAUCCUGUGUGUGUGUCUUUUGUUUUUUUUUUUGUAUAGUAUCGGGAGAUGAUCACUAGCCGUGUGCUAGCAGCCCAAUAACUUUUCCCUUUAACAGUUCAGCUCCACACUAAUGCACCUGUAAUUCUGACCUAGUUUGGAUUUGCUUUUCAAACACAUUUGUCAAAAUCCACAUGCCGUGUACAGAAGACAUCCCGGAACAAAGCACUACAGCACACAAAACAACACCACUUUAUUCUGAAGAGAGUUCAAGAUUUGUUUUUCUGCCACUUUGUUUUCCCUUUAGUUUGCAGCACAGAGCAGGAGGACAAAAAGUAGGUUACCCUGCCUUUGGCGAAAUAUGAAAGCAGAUGUGUUGGUCUUUUUUGUUUUUUAAGCAUAUUGUCGGCAAUUCUGUAUUAAAACUGCUUCAAUAAAGAGGCAGCCAGUCUCGACAGAGUGAGCUGGUAGCAGGUGUGAGUGCAAUCUUCAAUUACAUCCCAAAAUGCUUUUAUUUA
Molecule: messenger RNA, 3446 nt
Organism: Polyodon spathula (Mississippi paddlefish)
Lineage: Eukaryota; Metazoa; Chordata; Actinopteri; Acipenseriformes; Polyodontidae
Product: serine/threonine-protein kinase STK11
Exons: 12
Coding region: 866-2326 (486 amino acids)
Biological process (GO): DNA damage response; regulation of Wnt signaling pathway; regulation of cell growth
Cellular component (GO): cytoplasm; nucleus
Molecular function (GO): protein serine/threonine kinase activity; ATP binding; protein kinase activator activity
Source: RefSeq, a predicted model, not a curated record